CACGAACCUCCUUCUUCAUUCAUAAGCCUCCUCUCAACCAAACACACGCAAACUCAAUCAAAUAGCUCAAACUAAAUAUAAAAAAUAAAGAAAGAGAGAAAAAUAUAAUGGCCUCAGAAUCUCAGGCUCAUUUAGGUCUAACUCCAGAGGAAUUCGCUGAACUCGAAACCAUAAUCAACACACACCACAAAUUCGAGCCUUCUUCCCCAAACAUUUGCACUUCCAUCAUAACGCAACGCAUCGACGCUCCACUGUGCACGGUGUGGCCCUUCGUUCGAAGCUUCGAGAACCCGCAAAAGUACAAGCACUUCGUCAAGAGCUGCAACAUGAGAGGUGACGGUGGCGUUGGCAGCAUCAGAGAGGUCACCGUGGUUUCGGGUCUCCCAGCCUCCACCAGCACCGAGAGGCUCGAGAUUCUCGACGACGACAAGCACUUACUCAGCUUUCGCGUCGUUGGUGGCGAACACAGGCUUCAGAAUUAUCGCUCCGUUACGUCGGUGAACGAAUUCAAGAGGGAAGGGAAAGUGUAUACUAUUGUUCUGGAGUCUUAUAUGGUUGACAUACCAGAAGGAAACACCGGAGAGGACACUAAGAUGUUUGUUGACACUGUGGUGAAGCUUAACCUUCAGAAACUCGGGGUCGUGGCUAUGGCUGCCCCAGUGCAUGGACAACCACAGUGA
Abrus precatorius (Indian licorice) is the source of this 680-nucleotide messenger RNA. Its product is annotated as abscisic acid receptor PYL2-like. Gene Ontology annotation, molecular function: signaling receptor activity; protein phosphatase inhibitor activity; abscisic acid binding. The coding region runs from base 108 to 680 and encodes 190 amino acids. Gene Ontology annotation, cellular component: nucleus; cytoplasm. Lineage: Eukaryota; Viridiplantae; Streptophyta; Magnoliopsida; Fabales; Fabaceae. Gene Ontology annotation, biological process: abscisic acid-activated signaling pathway. The transcript has a single exon. The record is from RefSeq and is a predicted model, not a curated record.